AUGUCUUCUCACACCCGAAACACCAGCGGAAGCAGCCACAUUUCUCUGCUCCGUCUCCCUAGCCCCAUUGAGCUAGACGAGGAUCACACUUUCUCCAAAACAUCUCGCUACCCCCUCGAUCACACAGACUACGAGCCAUGCCGCAAGAGAAUCAUCAACACCAGCUUCGGUGCUCGUCAGAUCAUCCGUUUUAUCAACCAUCUCGAGACCCAUGAUCACGCCCAAUACGAUGCCGCGGUUAAGAGGCUUAUCGAGAUUGGUGUCGAUGUGGAUGACCUAGUUCGUCUUUCUAAGCGCCGAGCUGAGGUUCCGUGGGAAGAGAGUUGGCCUUAUAACUGGGAGAAGAAGGAAGGCUUGGUGUUGGGAUACAUGAAGAGGAACUUGCCUCGUUGGAUUGCGAUUAUGAAGAAGACAGAGGCUCGGGAGGCUGCUGAAGCUCUGGGCGAAACUCUUGAAGACGAUGAUUCAGAUGAUUAUAUCACUGCUGAUGAGAUGGAUGAGACACAAGCUACCCAGGAGGUUGUGGAUAUCGAAGAGACGAAAGGUUCACCAGCUAAGGACAAUGACAUCUAUAGUGAGUCGCGUCUUCCUAAGGGUUCUAUGACUCUCAGGGAGUUGAUUGCGUCCUAUCGCAAGGCCCAUGCGGAGCAGAAGCGAGCUGAACGGAUGCAGAAUCAGUAG
Fusarium mangiferae is the source of this 681-nucleotide messenger RNA. RefSeq lists its product as uncharacterized. The transcript has a single exon. Bases 1 to 681 code for a protein of 226 amino acids. NCBI's taxonomy places the organism in Eukaryota, Fungi, Ascomycota, Sordariomycetes, Hypocreales, Nectriaceae. The record is from RefSeq and is a predicted model, not a curated record.